AUGGAACCAAUUGGUUUGAGAGUCACCAAAUUGGUUCUUGAAACCGUGGAGGUACGUGAAGAGAAUCUAUGGUUAUCUUGUGACCGUGAAGAUCAAAGGGCUUUACCAACGCGUAUGGAUUCCAAUUUCAAGAUGUCGAAGGUUUGUUAUUCCUCAGACUUGUAUUUACUUCAGCUUUUUGUUGCCUUGGGUAUUUAUGCUUUGUCAUUGUUCGUACGGACUUAUGCCAGGGCUGUUCAUACAGCACAAGCUUAUGCCAUGAAUGACGAAUUCUCUAGAGUUCUCAGUCAGCAGAUUGAGUAUUACUCUAAUGAUCGUAAUGCAGAUAGGAUCAAUCGUAUUAAGGGUGAAAUGAAUCAGGUGCGGGGUGUCAUGAUAGAGAACAUUGACAAAGUUCUAGAUAGAGGUGAACGCUUGGAGCUUCUUGUGGAUAAAACCGCCAAUAUGCAGGGGAAUACAUUCCGUUUCAGAAAGCAAGCUUGUCGUUUCAGAAGCAAAGUCUGGUGGAGAAAUUGCAAACUCACGGUUCUCUUAAUACUACUACUACUGGUGAUCAUAUACAUCGGCGUAGCCUUUCUCUGCCAUGGACCUACUCUACUAUCUUGCAUUUAAGUGCUUCUAUCUCUUAAGGAAUUCAUCCCGUUUCUGUGUGUUGCCGCAACUUUUUUUCUCCCCAUCUGAUUGUAAGCCUCCUGUUUCCUCGGGCUUAAAAUCCUUAUGUUUUCAACUCACACUUAUAUGAAGUAUUCUUAUUUAUAGAGCAAUGUAAAAGCUCAUUGCCUUGCAAGUUGUGUGAAUUUUUGUUGUCAUCACGUUCUAUACAUAGUGGGAAGUGAACAGG
Molecule: messenger RNA, 841 nt
Organism: Camelina sativa (false flax)
Lineage: Eukaryota; Viridiplantae; Streptophyta; Magnoliopsida; Brassicales; Brassicaceae
Source: RefSeq, a predicted model, not a curated record